ACACAGACUCUGCUGUUGGCUGUGUUCUAUGGAGCUUUGUUUCUAGCUGUUCUCUGACAAAGGGCUUCAUCUGUGCAGCACAUCUUGUCCUCUUUGUUCAGCCUCUGGCUUCAACCACUGAAUCACAAAUACUGUCCAGCUGGGAAUCAGACAAGGGCAGAGAUGAAGAACCCAGAAGCCCAACAGGAUGUUUCAGUUUCCCAGGGAAUUCGCAUGAUGUUUUACAUGAUGAAGCCCAAUGAGACGUCAUUCCGGACCCUAGAAGACGUGCCUAAUUAUGUGCAAAAGGCAACUCCAUUUUUCAUUUCCUUGAUGCUUCUUGAACUGCUUGUCAGCUGGAUUCAUAAAGGGAAGCCACCCGGUCAUUUGGAUGAUGCAUUAACAUCAGUGUCAGCUGGUGUUCUGUCUCGGCUUCCAAGUUUGUUUUUCAAGAGCAUUGAACUGACUAGUUAUAUUUACAUCUGGGAGAACUACAGGCUCUUCAGUCUGCCCUGGGACUCACCGUGGACUUGGUAUUUAACUUUCCUGGGAGUUGACUUUGGCUACUACUGGUUCCACCGCAUGGCUCACGAGGUUAAUAUCAUGUGGGCUGCACACCAAACACACCACAGUUCUGAAGGCUAUAACUUAUCCACAGCUCUGAGACAAUCUGUCUUCCAAAUACAUACUUCCGGGAUAUUCUACUCUCCCCUGGCCCUCUUCAUACCACCUUCAGUAUAUGCUGUUCAUCUUCAGUUUAAUCUUCUCUACCAGUUUUGGAUCCACACAAAGGUUAUCAAUAACCUGGGUCCUUUGGAACUGAUUCUUAAUACUCCUAGCCGCCACAGAGUUCAUCUCGGCAGAAACCGUUAUUGCAUAGACAAAAAUUGUGCUGGUACUCUUAUUAUAUGGGAUAGACUUUUUGGAACAUUUGAGGCAGAAAAUGAAAAAGUUGUAUAUGGUCUAACACAUCCCAUUAAUACAUUUGAACCAUUCAAGGUACAGUUCCACUAUUUAGUUUACAUUUGGACUACAUUCUGGGCCACACCUGGAUUCUUCAAUAAGUUUUCUGUCAUAUUUAAAGGACCAGGAUGGGGUCCAGGUAAACCAAGACUUGGACUAAGUGAAGAAAUCCCAGAGGUCACAGGGAAAGAAGUUCCCUUCUCAUCAGCAGCAUCUCAACUAUUAAGAAUAUAUACAGUUGUGCAGUUUGCUCUGAUGCUGUCAUUUUAUGAAGAGACCUUUGCAGAUAAAGCUGUGCUAUCACAGGUCACUCUCCUUCUGAGGGUUUGCUUCAUUAUCCUGACCUUGACCUCCAUUGGAUUUCUUCUGGAUCAAAGAUCUAAGGCAGCUGUUGUGGAAACUUUCCGUUGUUUGGCGUUCCUAACGCUGUGUAGAUUUGGUCACCUGAAGCCUUUCAUUCCUUCCUUGGCGUUUGCUUCUGAGAUUUUCUUUUCCAUCUGCGUUGCUUUCUGGGGAGUAAGAAGCGUGAAACAACUUGCCUCAGGCCCUUGGAAAUAACUUAAGUUUGUACACAAUUCUCUUAAUCUUUUGUCCACAACCGUAAUACAUUCCUGCUGCCUAUGGAAAUAGAACUCUCUUAUAAAAUGAUUAUAUGAACCAUUUCUUUAAUGAAAGGUAAAUAUAUUUACUCUUGCUUGCUGUCCACACUUAUUAUUCUCUAUUACAAUUAAAAGUCAGCUGCCGUCACUUUCCUGUGUUGCUAGGGUUGAAAGCAAAUGAUUUCAAAUAUAAUGAUGUUAUGUCCAUUGGUAGCAUCUAAACCAAACCAAUGAAUAUGAGAAAAAGAAGGGAGAAAUUUUCAAAACAGUAAAAAGAAUGAAGAUUUCAUUUGCAUUGAUUUGAUCAUUUUUCCUUUGCUGUUGGCUUAAUUUGUGCUUAGAUACAUAGUUGUUGCCAUAAAAGUGUAUCACAUGAGUUAUCUGCCCAAGGUUUUGUUUCCUUUUGAAAAACUUGAACCUAAGGAGUGACAUUACAGACAAUGACAUCACUGAAAUGAAAAUGAACAGAAUUUGUCAGAAUUCGUUUAUUCAACAGAUAAAUUUGUGAUACAUAUGUCUAAUAUGUUUGGUCAGUUUGUUUUGGCAGAUUGAGGAGCAUUCAGUAACUCUGCAUUAUUUUAAAUUGUCACAAUAUUAAUAAGACUCUCUAAAUAAAAUUGCACCAGGCAUUGUGUGUACAUUUUUCAUUGAGGUUGUAAAAAUCUGCCAAGUAUCUCAGUAAGAGGGAACUGACAGAGAUAAGCAGGGAAAGUUUCAAAGGAGGGAGGUCUGAAAACAAUUGGAAUUCUUUUCUUUCCUUCUUCCAAUAUUUCUUAGAUUUAAACUCACAAUUUAAGUAACCAACGUUAUAAGCACUAAAACAAUGGAUGUGAUCCUUCAUGGAGCUUUGUCUAUAUUCAUUGCUGGUUUAAAGAGACUGAGCAGUUGGUUAACUUAUUUUUAAUAUACGCUUCUUAAGCUUUGAACAGAGAAAAGUUGUGGAACUAGUAAAAGAAUCCAUCUGCAGGUGUCUUUGUGAACUCAUGACGCAGAAUUGAAGCACAUUUAUUUUGCAAACUGGAAAAGCAGAGGGAGAUUACAUUUUGCAUGAUGGAAACAUUAGCAAAUUAUAUCUCAAGCGUCAGAAGUAGAGACUUGGCUUUGCUUCAUUCAUCUUUUUAUACUUUCUUAAUUCAACACAGAGUUAGAGCAAAUAUUUGAGCUCAUAGCAAGUAUUAGACCUUACUCUUGUCCCUUACCAACAGUGCUUGCUGGAAUUUGCAUAUAUAGAAUCACUUCAAAGCAGGGAGCCCUCUGCUGGUUUGAAAUUGCUAAAUUUACAGCAGAAUACCCAUAUUCUACAUCCUAAUGACUCUGUCUGUAGGUUACAGUCUUCAAGAACAGUAAUGAAAAGGGAGGUUUCACAAAUCUGAGAGCAGGUUUCUAAUAUGUUAGAACAGUUUAUUGGUUUCCCCACGAGUCAUGUAUAAAGUAUAUGUGCUUGAAUAUAUAUAAUUUUAUAGGAGAGGCCUAAAAGUGAGCUUAAUCGGAAAUAAAGAAUUCAAAACUGAUAAAAUA
Molecule: messenger RNA, 3059 nt
Organism: Vicugna pacos (alpaca)
Lineage: Eukaryota; Metazoa; Chordata; Mammalia; Artiodactyla; Camelidae
Gene: AGMO
Product: alkylglycerol monooxygenase
Biological process (GO): lipid biosynthetic process
Cellular component (GO): endoplasmic reticulum
Molecular function (GO): glyceryl-ether monooxygenase activity; iron ion binding
Source: RefSeq, a predicted model, not a curated record